UUAUUGUCUUUACUGAUGCCUGACUCGAGCGAGCAGUCGCAUUUUGGUGGCUCUCUGGGCCAGCAGGUCGCUGCGUGGAGCGAGGGCCAGAACGACAGGCCGGCAAGUCGUUGUUUCUACUGCGGUACCAUCUCGGGGCAAAGGAGUUCUCUGCUGCUGGGUGGUAGAGACAGCACCACUGGUUUUCUUCAUCAGCUAGACCUGGCUGAGAAACAUCAUCAAGGCCUGCAUGGACAGCAGCUCCUGAGGAAGGGCUCUGUUCCUGAUCUGAGCGGUAACCUCUACCUGAGGCAGGCCAUGGCAGGCCGGACCUCGGUACCAGCUCAGGAUUACUACCUGGCUGACGCUUCCUUAUCUGGUCAGCCACCUGAAGAGUCUGGGUUUUACAGGGAUAACCAGCACUCACUCACCAGAUCAGCCUCGCAUUAUGGAGGGGUGAGGCCUGCGUGGGAUCAAGGACAGGCAAGGGCCACACCUUCUAUAUUGGCCUCUGCUUCUGCACCUACAUCCGUGCCUCCUCCUCCUCUCCCUCCUCCCCCGCCACCUCCACCCCCUCCUCUUCACGAGCUGAGCCGUUUGUACCGGGAAGCUCUGGGAUCUAAGAUGAUCCCAGACGUCCAGCAUAUUGGCGGCAGCUCUUUUGCUCCGGCCGCUAUCUACGGGGUCCAGCCCCCUCUUCCCAUUUACGCCGCUGAACUGCCGUCUCUGCCUGCACAUCAGGUUUAUAACAGCAUCACCAGCUUGCCCCUGGAACCUCGCCACCCAACUGGCACCAGCUCAGUGGUGGACCCAGUAUCUCAAGUGAUGGACGGAGCUCUCCCACGGGCCUACGGAGCUGUGGCCUCCCAGAGGCUGCCCUAUGACCCUAACUAUGACCCUGCCUCAGUCAUGGUGGCGGCCACAGCUGGAAUGCCUUCCAGCCUGCCUCCAGUCCAUCCCAGCUCUGCAGACCCCAAGAAGAUGGUAGACCCUACCUUUUUGGCUUUCCUGCGAGCCGAAGGCUUGGCUGAGAGCACCAUCACUCUGCUGCUUCAACACGGCUUUGAUUCCACGGCCACGCUGACGAUGAUGGAGGAUAAUGAUAUUCGGUCUGUGGCCCCGAACUUGGCCCAAGCUCGUGUUUUGUCCCGCCUGGUGAUGGGAUGUAAAACAGGCGGUGCUGCGACACGUACCCGGUCUAACAGCUUUAGCCAUCGCAAUGACCUCUAUAUCCAGCCCCAGGGGCUGACUAUGGACACCAGUCUGAUGCAGCAACCCUCCACCACUAUUCAGACCGUAUCGCCGAGAAUGGGGGAGUUUCUCGGCCGAAGGCCAAGCAGUGCUCCUUCUCAGCAUCUCCUCGAGACCACCACCUACCCCGGGGCAAGGCCACUGGCAACUGGAGCUUUCCCAGUUAGCCCUGGAGGAUACAACAAUGUAGUGCCUCAGGGAAGACCUCUCUAUAUGUACAAUCCCCACACCGGUCUUGCCAUGUCUGCGCUUGGACAGCAACCCCCACCAGCUUCUGGCACUCCCGGAACGGCGCCCAAAACCUUCUCUGGCUCCUAUUCCCCCAUGGAGCUGAUGAAGCGAGCCCCAAACCUUCCCCCGGCUUCCCCCGUUGCAGCAGCGAGCCCCCUCCACAGCCCACAGCUUCUCCGGAAAGGGAUCAGUGCUGCUCCUGAGAGCACCAUCGUUCCUUCUACCUCCAACACCACUCUCCACGGGCAAACCACCACCAACAACAAGCUGGUUGGACGUCGCACCGGUCCGCCUGUUAUAGUCUCAACCAUGGCCACCGCACCCGAUACAAGUAUUCGGCCCCAAAUCAUGAACGGGCCUAUGCAUCCGCGCCCGCUGGUGGCACUGCUGGAUGGACGCGACUGCACCGUGGAGAUGCCCAUCCUGAAAGACUUAGCAACCGUCGCCUUCUGCGAUGCCCAGUCGACACAGGAGAUCCACGAGAAGGUGCUAAAUGAGGCAGUGGGAGCCAUGAUGUACCACACCAUCACCUUGACCAGAGAGGACCUGGAGAAGUUCAAAGCCCUACGCAUCAUCAUCCGCAUCGGCAGCGGAUAUGACAACAUCGACAUCAAGGCGGCUGGAGAGCUAGGUAUCGCUGUGUGCAACAUUCCCUCUGCAGCCGUGGAGGAGACGGCCGAUUCCACCAUUUGUCACAUCCUGAACCUCUACAGGCGGAACACCUGGCUCUAUCAAGCUCUCCGGGAGGGCACGAGGGUCCAGAGCGUGGAACAGAUCCGCGAGGUGGCCUCCGGUGCCGCCCGCAUCCGUGGCGAAACCCUCGGCCUCAUCGGAUUUGGUCGUUCGGGUCAGGCGGUGGCCGUGCGGGCUAAGGUCUUCGGCUUCAACGUCAUCUUCUACGACCCGUACCUGCAGGACGGACUGGAGCGCUCGCUGGGCGUGCAGCGCGUCUACACCCUGCAGGACCUGCUCUACCAGAGCGACUGCGUCUCCCUGCACUGCAACCUGAACGAGCACAACCACCAUCUCAUCAACGACUUCACCAUCAAACAGAUGCGUCAGGGCGCGUUCCUGGUCAACACAGCGCGGGGAGGCCUGGUGGACGAGAAAGCUCUGGCCCAGGCGCUGAAGGAGGGCAGGAUACGGGGAGCCGCCCUGGACGUCCAUGAAACUGAGCCCUUCGCUUUUGCACAGGGCCCUCUGAAAGACGCGCCAAACCUGAUCUGCACGCCUCACACAGCCUGGUACAGUGAGCAGUCUUCUCUGGAAAUGAGGGAGGCGGCUGCCACUGAAAUCCGAAGAGCCAUCACAGGACGAAUCCCUGAUAGUCUACGAAACUGUGUGAACAAGGAGUUUUUCGUUACCACGGCACCCUGGGGAGUUAUGGAGCAACCAGGCGUUCACCCUGAGCUCAACGGCGCUGCCUACAGAUAUCCGCCGGGUGUUGUUGGAGUGGCUCCAGGCGGCCUCCCGGGGGCGUUAGAGGGCAUGGUGCCCGGUGGGGUCCCCAUCGCCCACACUCUGCCCUCUGGUACACAUCCUUCCCAGGCCCCGUCACCAAACCAGCCCUCCAAACACGGCGAGACCAGAGAGCACCUCACCGAGCAAUAGCAGCCGAAGGGAUCCGAGCAGCGAACAUCUCAUCUGACGACGCUCAGAAAAAAACAAAACAAAACCGAUCACGAAGUAAACCGACCAACCUGGGGACCAA
This is a messenger RNA of Poecilia latipinna (sailfin molly), 3172 nucleotides long. RefSeq names its product C-terminal binding protein 2a (gene ctbp2a). Gene Ontology annotation, biological process: regulation of transcription by RNA polymerase II. Gene Ontology annotation, molecular function: DNA-binding transcription factor binding; NAD binding; oxidoreductase activity, acting on the CH-OH group of donors, NAD or NADP as acceptor. The record is from RefSeq and is a predicted model, not a curated record. The transcript is spliced from 9 exons. Lineage: Eukaryota; Metazoa; Chordata; Actinopteri; Cyprinodontiformes; Poeciliidae. Gene Ontology annotation, cellular component: nucleus. The coding region runs from base 16 to 3072 and encodes 1018 amino acids.